Molecule: messenger RNA, 705 nt
Organism: Cotesia congregata
Lineage: Eukaryota; Metazoa; Arthropoda; Insecta; Hymenoptera; Braconidae
Source: the annotation of a GenBank genome assembly
AUGGCUUACUCAACACUAAAAAAGUUUACUGUAGUGGAGUUUAGUAGUGAAACGGAUGAAGCCGUGUUCAUGUAUGUUCCACGUUCUUGGAUAACGAGUUAUUCUGAAAGAAAGAUGACUGUUGUUUUACCGAGAGGAGAUGAAUCCCUAUUGGAAUUAGAUCCCGCUAUUUUUAACAUGCUUCCAUUAAGCAACUGGCCGCAGUAUGAAGGAAAAAGGAUCUACGAAACUGAUAGUGUUGAAGAGGCAUGGCAGAUAACAAAUUCGAAAAAUAAUGCUCUAAAAGAAGCAAAAGGAAUGAUGAUCAGUUAUGUAGCAGUCGUUACUUCAGUAAUUAAAGAGAUUAGUGACCAACUUCAAAGAGGGAAUCAACAUGGGCCAUCUACGUCUUCUGCCGAUAGUAGUUUGAAUCGUUACAUUGCUGACGUCGUUAGAAUCAACAGGAGCUACCCAGUAAUCAACGAAAAGCUUGGGAUUACUAACCAGACUGACUUUGAAAAUAUACAACGGCUGAAGACGUUCUCCAACAACUAUGCAGAAUUUUUUCAGGGUGUUAUAAACCAGCAUAUUAACAGCAUUACUGCGAAUAUGAAGUCGGCGUCUCCGUCGGCUGAUGAUGUGAUGGCGCAAAACGUCAAGAUUUUAAAUGAACUUAUGAGUACCUUCAUAGUAGUGUUAUGUGUUAUGAACGGUAACAUUAGUUAG